AUGAGAAUCAAUCUCAGCCAGCUCUCUUCGCUACUAGUCUUCUUCCUCUACCACCACCUCAAUCUUUUCCAUACACAAGCUCAACCAUCAAACACUACAGGCUACACAUGCACACCCAAUGCACCCACCUAUCCAUGCCAAACCUAUGCCUUUUACAGAGCUAUGGCACCCGACUACCUCGACCUUGCCUCCAUCGGAGACCUUUUCUCCGUUAGCCGCCUCAUGAUCUCGAUUCCAAGCAACAUAUCAUCUCCUACCUCCCCUCUUCUCCCCAACCAAUCCCUCUUUGUUCCAUUAAGAUGUUCAUGCAACUUCAUCAACAUUAGUCUUAGUCUAUCCUAUGCUGGCCUUAAUUUUACUAUCAAGAAAGAUGACAGUUUUUACCAUGUGUCCACCUCUCUCUUCCAAAACCUCACCACCUACCAAUCUGUUGAAGUUGUUAAUCCCAAUCUCAUCCCAACCCUCCUUCAAUUAGGCACCAAUAUUCUCUUUCCAAUCUUCUGCAAGUGUCCCAACACCACACAAUUGCAGAACCAAACCAAUUAUCUCAUCACCUAUGUUUUCCAACCUUCUGAUACCUUACCCUCCAUUGCUUCAAGGUUUGGGUCAAAUCUACAGUCCAUAGUAGAUGUCAAUGGACAAAGCAUUCAGCCAUUUGAGACGAUUUUCAUUCCGGUCCAACGGGUUCCUCAGCUUUCACAGCCUACUGUUGCUCCUGUUGAUCUUGGGAAGACACAGAGGAAAGGUGUUGUUAUAGGAUUGGCAAUUGGCUUGGGACUUUGUGGACUUCUGCUGACAUUGGUGGUUGUUUUAUGGGGUCAUAAAGAGAGUUUGAUGAAGAAGAACAGAGGAAAGAAUAGAGAUAAUGGAAGGAAGGGGUUGCAGAAGGAGGUGGAGGAGAAUUUGAUGGCUGAUGUUUCUGAUUGUUUGGAUAAGUACAGGGUUUAUGGGAUUGAAGAACUGAAAGAAGCAACAGAUUUGUUUGAUCAAAAAUGGCUUAUUCAAGGUUCUGUGUACAAAGGUUGUAUAGAUGGAGUGAUCUAUGCCAUCAAGAAGAUGAAGUGGAAUGCCUAUGAAGAACUCAAGAUCUUGCAGAAGGUAAACCAUGGCAAUUUGGUGAAGCUAGAGGGCUUUUGCAUAGACCCUGAAGAAUCAAAUUGUUAUUUGGUCUAUGAAUAUGUUGAAAAUGGAUCUCUACAUUCAUGGCUGCAUGGAAAACAGAAUGAAAAGUUGAGCUGGAAAAUAAGGCUAAGAAUAGCAAUUGAUGUUGCCAAUGGUCUCCAAUACAUUCAUGAACACACAAGGCCUAGGGUUGUACAUAAAGACAUCAAAAGCAGCAACAUUCUCCUAGAUGCCAAUAUGAGAGCCAAGAUUGCCAAUUUUGGGCUAGCGAAAUCAGGCUGCAACGCCAUAACAAUGCACAUUGUAGGCACUCAAGGUUACAUUGCCCCAGAAUAUCUAGCAGAUGGUGUGGUCUCGACGAAAAUGGAUGUGUUCUCAUUCGGGGUGGUCCUGCUCGAGCUGGUAUCAAGUAGAGAGGUCAUCGAUGAAGAAGGGAAGGUUCUGUGGGCGAACGUUGAUGGGAUUUUAGAAGGGAGAGACGAGAAAAAGGCGAGGAGAUUGAAGGGAUGGAUGGAUAAUGGUCUUCUGCAGGAGUCUUGUUCAAUGGAGGGUGUUGUGAAUGUUAUGGCUGUUGCCAUUGCCUGUUUACAUAGAGAUCCUUCAAGAAGGCCUAGUAUGGUGGACAUUGUGUAUGCACUAUGUAAGAGUGAUGAUUUGUUUCUUGAUGUCUCAGAGGAUGGACUAUCACCAAGGCAAGUGAUAGCAAGAUAG
Molecule: messenger RNA, 1833 nt
Organism: Ilex paraguariensis (yerba mate)
Lineage: Eukaryota; Viridiplantae; Streptophyta; Magnoliopsida; Aquifoliales; Aquifoliaceae
Source: the annotation of a GenBank genome assembly